GGUCUGAUUGGCUGGAUGCGGACAGUGGGCUCGGUGAUCGGCUGUUUCAGGUGUGGCUCCGCCCCGCAGCUCUGUGAUAGGUCAGCGCACACAGGGGGGUUAGCCUCUCUCUCGUCGCGGCUCCGUGUGGUGAUGGCGGCUCUGACGGGGAGCGCGGGCGCGGCGGGGCUGCUGCCCUCCCUCUCGGUGCCCGGCGUGACCGAGCUGAAGCCGCUGAGCCGCUACGAGGCCAUGCGGCUCGGGCCCGGCUGGAGCCACUCGUGCCACGCCAUGCUGUACGCGCCCAACCCGGGCAUGCUCUUCGGGCGCAUCCCGCUGCGCUACGCCGUGCUGAUGCAGAUGCGAUUUGAUGGACUACUGGGCUUUCCUGGGGGGUUCGUGGAUCGCCGUUACUGGUCCCUGGAGGAUGGUCUGAAUCGGGUGCUGGGCUUGGGUUUGGGCUGUGUGCGCCUGACGGAAGCUGAUUAUCUGUGCUCGCACCUGACAGAGGGGCCACAUCGCGUGGUGGCGCACUUCUACGCCAGGCAGCUGACCCUGGAGGAGCUGCACACCAUCGAGAUCUGCGCGGUGCAUUCCCGAGACCACGGGCUGGAGGUGAUGGGAAUGGUCCGUGUCCCCUUGUACACCCAGAAGGACCGCAUGGGCGGACUGCCAAACUUCCUGGGGAACUCCUUCAUCGGGACUGCUAAAUUCCAGCUGCUCUUUGCCCUGAAGGUUUUGAAUAUGGUGCCUGAGGAGAAGCUGGCAGAAGCAGUGGCUGCCACCCAGAAGCAAAAAAAGCCUGCAGCUGAGCCGGCUGCUGUGACGGCCAGUGUGACGGCUGCUGUGACGGCCAGUGUGACGGCUGCUGUGACGGCCAAUCAGAUGGUGGCUAAACCAGCAAAUGAGCUGGCAAAUCGGCCUUUAGCUGUGUCAGUGGCUGAACCAGCAGCAAAGCCAGCAGCUGAGUCAGCAGCAGAGCCUGUGACUGAGCCAGCGGCUGAGUCUAUGGCUGAGUGAUGAAUUUUUUGUUUGACUUGGUUAAUAAUGGGUAAAGAGACUUUCUUCUUACUUUCCAGACAGUCACUGGCUGCAAAUGCUGCCCAUUUGACUCCACCUCCGUGCUCCUCAGGUGGAAUGGGAUUAGAUUUGCCUGAAGCAAUGGAAAGCUAUAUUUUGUAAGGCCCAUACACAGUACCAAGCUUUCCAGAUCUCUCUUAACUGUCCCCCUCUGGAGUCCAUGUGCUUACCUGAGGACUCUCUUAGAAUGCUUUAAUUUACAGGGAUGCUCUGCUCCAUUCAGGUCCCAGCUUGGGUAUUGUUUUAAUGAACUGAAAUGUUACUUUUAAAAUUGUUCCAAGCAGGGUUUUUAGCCCCCUGCUGCAGUAUUGUGAACCCAUCACAGCUGUGUUGGGGGGGUGGGGGUGGGGGGAAAUAAGUGAACCCAACUGAAGAGAGGCAAGUCUGCCAGCUCUAGCUCCAUGCCAUGUGCAGAAAUGAAACUGCCCUCCUGUAGGAACAGUCCACGGAUGCUCCUCGUUUUCCCAGGUUUCGUGACUUUGGUAUCACAUGGAAGUGUUUACAGUGGCAGCUUACCUGGCUAGUGGCAGUUCCCAGGUGGCUUAGUUGUUGGUGUCCCUGUGGGGUGCAGAAAGGUAGUUUGUGGCUUUGCGUAUGGUGAGUUGGGGGAGCAGGAAAAUUAAAUAAAUGGCUUUGCUGUA
This is a messenger RNA of Caretta caretta (loggerhead turtle), 1700 nucleotides long. RefSeq names its product nudix hydrolase 16 like 1 (gene NUDT16L1). Gene Ontology annotation, molecular function: snoRNA binding. Gene Ontology annotation, cellular component: nucleus. NCBI's taxonomy places the organism in Eukaryota, Metazoa, Chordata, Testudines, Cheloniidae. The record is from RefSeq and is a predicted model, not a curated record.